UUCCAGAGAAGAAAGGAUACCAAGAAAUUGAAAAUACCAAAGGGCAUCGAAAGAAAAAUAUAACUGCAGCUGUCCUAUAAUCCCCGCAAUCGCGCAAAGGGAGCAGCCCAAGUAGGGAAACGCAGUCCAAAGAAAGCAACUGCCGCCGCUCACCGCCUACUCGCUCUCCACUGCACAAAUCCAACACCCCACUAAACUCGGUGCAAGCCUAAAGAUCGUAUCGCCUCCGUCGAUUUGCAAAACCAGCAAAUUUCAUCGAACAACCUCUCGACUUCCACGCUCCCACACCCUCCUAUACCCCCCCCUUUUCCUCCGAGCCCCGUUGUCGAGUGCAAUCAUGGCUGCCAACGGUGAUUUUUCAGACGAGGAGUCUCAGCACGGCUCCCCAAUUUUGAAUGCCAACGGUCACGAUGAUAUCGAAGACCAAGAGCCUCUUGACCAGGACGAGAAGCCCCUCAAGUCCGCGAUGAAGCAGUCGGACUCUACACCGCCAGUGUCUCAGCCGAAACGACCAGAGCUACCGGAGCAGCCCGACCCAGCCACUCUCGACCUGACCACAUUAACUCCCCUGUCACCGGAAAUUAUUGCCCGCCAGGCUACGAUCAACAUCGGCACCAUCGGCCACGUCGCUCACGGAAAGUCAACGGUGGUGAAGGCUAUCUCAGAAGUCCAGACUGUCAGAUUCAAGAAUGAGUUGGAACGAAACAUUACCAUCAAAUUGGGUUACGCCAACGCGAAAAUCUACAAGUGCGACAACCCCGCUUGCCCUCGGCCGACAUGCUUCAAGAGUUAUAAGAGUGAGAAGGAGGUCGACCCACCCUGCGAAAGAGAUGGAUGCUCUGGUCACUACCGUCUCUUAAGACACGUUUCUUUCGUUGACUGCCCCGGUCACGAUAUUCUUAUGAGUACCAUGUUGUCAGGUGCCGCCGUCAUGGACGCUGCUCUUCUUUUGAUUGCCGGAAACGAAACUUGCCCUCAGCCCCAGACCUCAGAGCACUUGGCUGCUAUCGAGAUCAUGAAGCUUAGCCACAUUAUCAUUCUUCAAAACAAGGUGGAUUUGAUGAGGGAAGAUGGAGCCUUGCAGCAUUACCAGUCGAUCCUUAAAUUUAUCCGUGGAACAGUCGCUGACGGUUCUCCCAUCAUCCCGAUUUCCGCGCAACUCAAGUACAACAUCGAUGCCGUAAACGAGUACCUGGUCUCACAUAUCCCCGUUCCUGUUCGUGAUUUCACAGCCUACCCCCACAUGAUGGUUAUUCGAUCCUUCGAUGUGAACAAACCAGGCGCGGAAAUUGAUGAGCUGAAGGGUGGUGUUGCUGGUGGUUCCAUCUUGACUGGUGUGUUGAAGGUGGAUGAUGAAAUUGAAAUUCGACCUGGUCUUGUAACCAAGGAUGAAAAUGGCAAAAUCCAAUGUCGCCCCAUCUUUUCGCGUGUCGUAUCGCUCUACGCCGAACACAAUGACUUGAAAUUCGCUGUUCCCGGUGGAUUGAUCGGUGUUGGUACUCGUGUUGACCCGACACUUUGUCGUGCUGACCGUCUGGUUGGUUUCGUUCUUGGCCACCGUGGACGACUGCCCGCCAUCUACACUGAACUCGAGGUUAAUUACUUCCUGUUGCGCCGACUCCUGGGUGUCAAGACCGCCGAUGGCAAGCAGGCCAAGGUUGCCAAGCUGGCCAAGAACGAAGUUCUCAUGGUUAACAUCGGCUCUACGGCUACUGGUGCGAAAGUUAUUGGUGUUAAGGCGGAUGCUGCUAAGCUGAGCUUGACUAGCCCGGCUUGUACCGAAGUUGGCGAGAAGAUUGCCAUUAGUCGAAGAAUCGAGAAGCACUGGCGUCUAAUCGGUUGGGCCAACAUUGUCGCUGGUAACACCCUUGAACCCAUUGUCAACUAAGAUAAGGAUACUUGAUGUCAAGUUCAGGUCAGGCCUCGGGAGGGGAUUACGAAGGAAAACGAGGCCGUCUUUGCCAGGGAAACCUGGUAAUAGGGGUCAAAAGAGGAAGAGGCGUUGUGGUUAUAAUGAGCACAUCAGACGUCAUGUCGAAUAGAGAACGUUUGAAGGUCUACUUGUCACUUCUUCUGCCCGCUGGAAGCUCAAAGACAAGAACGCGUGGGGUUCUUCCAUGCAGGUCGGCCCGUUGAACGGUUCGCGAAACAUGGGCGCCUUAUCUAUAGCGGGUUGAUUGGAUGAUCAAAAAGACAGGCAGAAGGAUGCAGUAGAGACGGCCACUUCUUUUGACGAGUGUUAUGACGCUGUUCUGUUUUCAGGGGUGGGAAAAAA
Messenger RNA from Aspergillus versicolor CBS 583.65, 2275 nucleotides. Its product is annotated as translation initiation factor eIF2 subunit gamma. Gene Ontology annotation, cellular component: cytosol; eukaryotic translation initiation factor 2 complex. NCBI's taxonomy places the organism in Eukaryota, Fungi, Ascomycota, Eurotiomycetes, Eurotiales, Aspergillaceae. Gene Ontology annotation, molecular function: translation initiation factor activity; GTP binding; tRNA binding. The transcript has 3 exons. Bases 338 to 1888 code for a protein of 516 amino acids. The record is from RefSeq and is a predicted model, not a curated record. Gene Ontology annotation, biological process: positive regulation of translational fidelity; formation of translation preinitiation complex.